Molecule: messenger RNA, 1362 nt
Organism: Brassica oleracea var. oleracea
Lineage: Eukaryota; Viridiplantae; Streptophyta; Magnoliopsida; Brassicales; Brassicaceae
Product: glutamine synthetase cytosolic isozyme 1-4-like
Exons: 12
Coding region: 115-1185 (356 amino acids)
Cellular component (GO): cytoplasm
Molecular function (GO): glutamine synthetase activity
Source: RefSeq, a predicted model, not a curated record
AUAUAGUCAAGCACACACCAACCCCUUCUCUCUCCCCCUAUAUAAAUACACUUGCAGGAAUCUCUUUAGUGUUAUACAAAAAAAGUUUAGUAUUCUCUUCAGAGUCCUAGAAAAAUGUCGGCUCUUGCAGAUUUAAUCAAUCUCGAUCUCUCCGACUCCUCUGAGAAGAUCAUUGCCGAGUACAUAUGGAUUGGUGGAUCAGGCUUGGAUAUGAGAAGCAAAGCAAGGACUUUGCCGGGACCUGUGAAGGAUCCAUCGGAGUUACCGAAAUGGAACUAUGACGGUUCAAGCACCGGGCAAGCUCCCGGCGAUGACAGUGAAGUCAUCAUCUACCCUCAAGCUAUCUUCAAAGAUCCAUUCAGAAGAGGCAACAACAUCCUUGUGAUGUGUGACGCUUAUACACCGGCUGGCGAACCGAUCCCAACCAACAAAAGGCAUGCGGCGGCUAAGAUCUUUAGCGACCCAACCGUUGCCGCCGAAGAAACAUGGUAUGGAAUUGAGCAAGAGUAUACUUUGCUUCAAAAGGAUACCAAGUGGCCAGUUGGUUGGCCCGUCGGUGGCUUCCCAGGUCCUCAGGGACCAUACUACUGUGGAGUUGGAGCAGACAAAGCCUUUGGAAGAGACAUCGUUGAUGCUCAUUACAAAGCAUGUCUUUACGCUGGAAUCAAUGUCAGUGGCACUAACGGAGAAGUCAUGCCCGGACAGUGGGAAUUCCAAGUCGGUCCAACCGUUGGAAUAGCUGCAGCCGAUCAGGUCUGGGUCGCUCGUUACAUCCUCGAGAGGAUCACAGAACUGGCUGGAGUUGUUUUAUCUCUUGACCCUAAACCAAUUCCGGGAGAUUGGAAUGGUGCAGGAGCACACACAAAUUACAGUACGAAGUCGAUGAGAGAAGAUGGAGGGUACGAGAUCAUAAAGAAAGCGAUAGAGAAGCUUGGACUUCGUCACAAGGAACACAUUGCUGCUUAUGGUGAAGGCAACGAGCGUCGUCUCACUGGAAAACACGAGACUGCUGAUAUCAACACUUUCUUAUGGGGUGUUGCAAACCGUGGGGCAUCGAUUAGGGUUGGUCGUGACACUGAGAAAGAUGGGAAAGGAUACUUUGAAGAUCGUAGGCCAGCGUCGAACAUGGAUCCAUACACUGUAACCUCCAUGGUUGCUGAAACCACAAUCCUCUGGAAACCAUGAAUGAGGAAUAGACAAUAGAAGAAUCAAUAUGAAACAGUUCUCAUGUGUUCUUUGUUUAAGAAUGUUUGAUUUAAACUCUUUCCAAGAAAUAAUGAUAGUUCUUUUCUCUAGCUUUUACUUUGUUGUAUUUCAGAAUCUAUAUGUAUUUACAAGAUUCAAGUCUCGGUUUAUUCAGUU